AUGUCCACCCAGGCUGCUCAAAGCAUCCUCUUCACCCACACAGCGCCCCAGCAAUCCUUCCGGCUACUUGAACUUCCCCCAGAUCUUGCGGACCUGCUCACCUCGGAGAAUCCUCCCACCCUGCACAUCAAAUCCCCCCAACCCUCCUCUUCCUUCCCCACAUCCAUCGCUACAUCCACCCCCCAGCCCCGCGACUACAUCAACCUCUGCACGGGCUCAAAAACCUACCGCAUCCGACAAGUCCAAUCCUCCAACUCGCUGCACAUCCUACAACCCAGCAACGCCGCCUCGUCCCGCAUCCCGGAGGCUGAGUUAGCCGCUAUCGGCGCGACACAGGAUCCGGCUGCCUCUUCCUUGAAUGCAGAUGCCGGCUCUGACUCUAGAUCUGGGGCAGGGAUGGCGACAGACCUCUCGGAAACUGUAACUACGAUUUCGAAAUGCAGUUCCACGCUGGAACUUCACACCCCGGCCGAGGGCUUCGAUGCGGUGGGGUUGUUGAGUGGGCUGGUGGGUGUUUAUGAUGAGGUUAUGGUGUUUCCUUUUUCUUCUCCGACACGAGACCGCGAUGCGGAUGUGGAUGUACGCAUGGAUGUGGAUGUAGAUGUGGAGCGGAGAAAGAUCCUAGAGCGGGUCUUCGCUGAUCUACCCGUCUCGCGGAAGGAGUGUGAGAGCGCGUGGAGGGCUGUUUGUGGGUUUGUUGUGCUUUGCGAUGGUGAAGGUGGUGGGAAGGCGUGGGCGCCGACGGCAAGGGUCAAGAUGGGGGUUUGGAAACAAGUCCUCGAUGGUGCGGUGUUGCAGGGGAUUAAUCUCGGAGAACAGUUUUUGGUGCGCGAUCUGUGGGGGGCGGCUGUUGGGGAGGAGAAUGAGGGGGUGCCGAGGGGGUUGUUUGAGGCGGUUGUGCGGAGGGUUUGGGCCAGUGUUGACAAGGAAGAGUGUGUGCGCUGGGUUGGCGAGACGUAUCUCGAGGCUGUUGCCCCCUCGGCGAACUCGGCGGUGGGACGCAGCGAGUUUCUGAAUGCGUGGAAGGACCGUCUGCCUGAAGCUUGGAGAGAGGAGGCUGCGUUGUCGAAGCUUACGGAGGAUAAGUACAGGUUUCCAGACCCGACGACCAUUUGCUUCGUCAAUGAGGUGGAUCGGCAAAAGCUCAAGAAGAAUCUCUCCACGGAUGCAAGCGCCUCUACGGCGGCGAAGAAGACACGGAACUGGCAUGAACUGUUCAAAAACCAGAAGCGACAGAAGCGUUGA
Messenger RNA from Aspergillus heteromorphus CBS 117.55, 1245 nucleotides. RefSeq names its product putative sister chromatid cohesion protein Dcc1. Lineage: Eukaryota; Fungi; Ascomycota; Eurotiomycetes; Eurotiales; Aspergillaceae. Bases 1 to 1245 code for a protein of 414 amino acids. Gene Ontology annotation, biological process: mitotic sister chromatid cohesion; maintenance of mitotic sister chromatid cohesion. Gene Ontology annotation, cellular component: chromosome, centromeric region; nucleus; Ctf18 RFC-like complex. The transcript is spliced from 4 exons. The record is from RefSeq and is a predicted model, not a curated record.